This is a messenger RNA of Pogoniulus pusillus (Red-fronted tinkerbird), 4741 nucleotides long. It is a transcript of the gene RNGTT, whose product is annotated as RNA guanylyltransferase and 5'-phosphatase. Gene Ontology annotation, biological process: protein dephosphorylation; 7-methylguanosine mRNA capping. The record is from RefSeq and is a predicted model, not a curated record. The transcript is spliced from 16 exons. Gene Ontology annotation, molecular function: protein tyrosine/serine/threonine phosphatase activity; mRNA 5'-triphosphate monophosphatase activity; ATP binding. Bases 152 to 1954 code for a protein of 600 amino acids. Lineage: Eukaryota; Metazoa; Chordata; Aves; Piciformes; Lybiidae.
CGGCUGAGGCGGAGCUGGGUCUGAAUGAAGGCGCCGCGGGCCGGGGGCCACCGGCGCCGCUGAGCGCUCUGGGGCCGCGCCCGCCCCGCGCCCCUUCUCUCCCUCCCCUCCCCGCGGGCAGGUCGGCGGUGGCGGCCGCCCGGGUCCCGCCAUGUCCUACAACAAGAUCCCGCCGCGCUGGCUCCACUGCCCCAGGAGGGGGCAGCCCGUGGCAGGGAAGUUUUUACCUUUGAAGACAAUGUUAGGACCAAGAUAUGAUGAACAGGUUGCUGAAGAAAAUCGUUUUCACCCGAGUAUGUUAUCCAACUACUUAAAGAGUCUGAAGGUUAAAAUGGGUUUGCUGGUAGACUUGACAAACACCACUCGAUUCUACGAUAGGAACGAUAUAGAGAAGGAAGGGAUUAAAUACAUAAAGCUUCAGUGCAAAGGGCAUGGUGAGUGCCCUACACCUGAGAAUACAGAAACAUUUAUCCGUGUUUGUGAACACUUCAGUGAUAAGAAUCCCUCAGAGCUUAUAGGUGUCCAUUGCACCCAUGGUUUCAACAGAACCGGAUUUCUGAUCUGUGCCUUUUUGGUUGAGAAGUUGGACUGGAGUAUUGAGGCUGCUGUGGCUACUUUUGCUCAGGCUAGGCCACCAGGGAUUUAUAAAGGUGACUACUUGAAGGAGUUAUUUCGUCGUUAUGGAGAUGAAGAUGAUGCACCCUCACCACCUGAGCUACCAGAAUGGUGCUUCGAUGAAGAUGAAGAGGAAGAUGAUGAUAAUGGUAAAACAGGAGGCCAAGAAUCAGAACCUGGAUCAUCAAGCUCUUCCUUUGGCAAGAGGAGAAAAGAACGCCUAAAACUGGGUGCAGUGUUCUUGGAAGGAAUAGCAGUGAAAUUUGUGACCCAGGUGACAACACAACCAAAGUUAGGAGGAAUCCAGCAAAAAUGCCAGCAGUUCUGUGGCUGGGAAGGGUCUGGAUUCCCUGGAGCACAGCCUGUUUCCAUGGACAAACAAAAUAUAAAGUUCUUGGAGCAGAAGCCAUACAAAGUUAGCUGGAAAGCAGACGGCACUCGGUACAUGAUGCUGAUUGAUGGCAAGAAUGAAGUUUACAUGAUUGAUAGAGACAAUUCCAUCUUUCAUGUCUCUAAUCUGGAGUUUCCAUUUCGCAAGGAUCUUCGCACACAUCUAACGAACACUCUUCUGGAUGGGGAGAUGAUCAUCGACAAGGUGAAUGGCCAAGUUGUCCCUCGGUACUUGAUAUAUGACAUUAUUAAGUUUAAUGGCCAGCCUGUUGGAGAUUGUGAUUUCAACGUUCGCCUUGCCUGCAUAGAGAAAGAGAUCAUAUUUCCCCGCCAUGAGAAGGUGAAGAGUGGCCACAUUGACAAAGCACAGGAACCCUUCAGCGUCCGGAACAAACCCUUCUUCGACAUCUAUGCUUCAAGAAAGCUCCUGGAGGGAAGCUUUGCCAGAGAAGUUAGCCACGAAGUGGAUGGACUCAUAUUUCAGCCAACAGGAAAAUACAGGCCUGGUCGGUGUGAUGAUAUCUUGAAAUGGAAGCCACCCAGCCUGAACUCUGUUGAUUUUCGCCUAAAGAUAACAAGAAUUGGUGGAGAGGGGCUGCUCACCCAGAACGUUGGACUUCUUUAUGUUGGAAACUUUGACAGACCUUUUGCACAAAUUAAGGUGACGAAGGAACUGAAGCAGUACGACAAUAAAAUUAUCGAGUGCAAGUUCGAGAACAACAGCUGGGUCUUCAUGAGGCAGAGAGUAGACAAGAGCUUCCCAAAUGCCUACAGCACUGCCAUGGCUGUGUGCAACAGCAUCCAGAAUCCGGUCACAAAGGAGAUGCUGUUCGAAUUCAUCGACAGAUGCGCAGCAGCUUCGCAAGGACAGCCGCGGAAGCACCACCUCGAUCCCGACACCGAACUGAUGCCUCCCCCACCCCCCAAGCGGCCGCGCACCAUCACCUAAGGACUUGCUCUCAGCCAGUAGCCUGUUUACAGUUCUCCAGAAGGUGAAAAGCAAGUGUGAAGGGCAGGGAAAAAGAAAGAAGGAGAGAGAUCUGACCUGCUGUAAAUACUUGAGUGUGUUGUUUGGAGUUUGUUUGUUUGGUUGAGUGUUUUGGGUUGCUGUUGGUUGUGGUUUUGUUCUUUUUAUUUUGGGUUGCUUUUGUUUUGUUUUGUUUUUCUUUCAAAUGCCACACACAGAUGGACGUUUUGUAGCUGAUACAUUCGACCUCACCUUAUGGUAUCUGAAAAGGCAAGUUUGCAAAGGUUUAGUACAAGGACAGCACAAUGAAAUCAAUGGAAAGCUGCCUUGUUUGUGUAUGGAUCUCUUUUCACCUUUCAUUUCUAAUGUCAGCAAGCUGGAACUGAGAAAACAUUGGCAUGCUGGACUUUUUAAAGGCUGUGCUUAAGGAGAAAAAAGGACAAAAAGAAGGCAGAAAUGUGGGUUUUUUAUUAUUAUUAUUAUUAUUAUUGUUCCCUCUCCCCCCAUAGCAAAACUGAACUUAGUUUCCCUGCAUUGCUGAGACUUGUGUUGAACAGGAAACAGCAAUGUCGUUUGUGCUCUGUGUUGGUCAAAAGCUGAACCACCUUAGGUUUCACUGAUUUCAGAGUUAGCUGAGGGGUUUUAUUUUGUUGUUGAGGUAUUUAAGAAGUGAAUGCUUUCUUGUAAAUAGCAACCAUGCUGAGUGUUUGGUUUUCUCCCCUCUUUGACCCUAGCACACCAAAUAUAUAGUGAGCUGAUUUUAGCUUAUUUGUUUCCUUUUUAAGUUUACCUGUAGAUAAGGAGUACACCAAAUCCUUAGUAUUAAGGUCUCUAUUAAGGGACUGUUUGUAAGUUCUCCACAGUGAUACUCAUUGUAAAUACUGAUGAAAAGUACACCUCACUGUGAUAUGCAAGAGUAAUAAGCAGCACUGAUUGUGAUGGCUUUGAGCCAGGCACAGAGCGGUGAAAGAAAUGCCAGACAGUGCUCCUGUGUACAAGAGAAGGUAGUUUCAGUGGCAGAGGGAGAAAGUCUCUUGUUUAAGUGAUUGCAGGGCUGAAAUAAGCCGUUUAGAGGGGUAGAUGAGUGUCCCAGGGAACAGGACACUCAUAGUCAAAGGUGAGGGCAGCUGUGGUACCCUCCUCAGGCAGUGGCUGCCUGCCUUUCAUCCCAGAUGCAGGCCACAAGUGCCCUGCUGGCUCUUGUUGCAGUGCACUGCCAGAUGUUCAUCAAAUUAGCUUUGAGAGGCUGCAUUCUGGCUGGCUAAGGGAGAAGUUGUUCUGAGCUGGCACUAAUUGGAAACCAAAUGCAGAUUUUGAAGUUUACUGUCCAUUUAUCAGGCAGGGAUUGGAUUGGCUCUUUCUAGAGUUUCCUUAGCAUGUGACUCAUCCAUUCACACAGCAAUCUGAUUAGUGAAGCUCAUUAAUUUGUAAUAACUAAAAUGCAUUUUCUGUUUAAAUGAGCUUUAAUGUUUGUAAGCAAAAUUAAGUCCUGUAUGGGUUUUUUUUUUGGGGGGGGGGGGGGGUUGUUUUGGUUUGAUUUGGCUUUUUUUUUUCCUGUAUGGAAACUUUACACCUCUGCUUUCUGGUGUUGCUUCUGUAGUUGUUUCAAGCUGUUGUAUAAAUGCACAGGGCAUCAUUUAGGUAGUGUUCCCAGCUUCUCUUUCUGGGAUGUUCUGUCUGUGUUUUAAAGGAGGAGUUAUAUAUAUGUUAAUUUUUAUACUAUGGUAAAACUUGAGGGGAAAGGAAAAGAAGUGUUCAUCAGAGUCCUUUCUUUCUUUUUGCUUUUUCAACUGUACAUAGUUUCUGCCUAUUCUCUGUAGAAAAGAUUUAGUAUCACCUAUGCAAGGUUGCAAAACGAUCUCUUUGAGAGAGCCUUAUUGAUUUGAUGUGAAGAACCUAUGCAGCCUCUGUGCAUCUUGCAUUGAAACACGCAGUUGGUUACUUCUUCGCUCAGCAGAAGCGAUUCCCUCCCCAGAUCACACUUGUCAUUGAGGUUGUCACAACGUACACUUUGUCACUGAUCUCCCUGCUCCCAUGGCAGUCACAAUGUGUAUGAUGAUUACAGCCUUCUCCUUGAGGCUGGGACUUUUCAGUCUUGUAAAGAUGUGUCCAGAUUCUUUCCUUCUCUCUCCUCCCCACCCUUUGCAUCUUGUAUUUCGACAUGACCUAGCUUCUGAUUUACCUUUUCACUUCAGAGCUACAACCCUGCAGGGUGUCUUCCACGAGCAUUCCACCGAGUCCCUGAGUAUGUUGUGGCCCUUCUGCUUUGACAGUGUCCUUUAUUUCCCCCUCCCCCAAUCUCAACUUGAAAUAGGUAUUUUCAAAGAGCAGAGACUCUGAGAAGGUUUGGGAGCUCCACGUUCACAUGUGAUUGUCGAACUCUUCUUGCACUAUGCCUCGUAGCUUUUUGGAGAGGACAGUCACCUUUGCUUCUCUGGAAGGGGAAGGGCUGAAUGAGGAACGUGAUGAAAGUAAGUGAAAUUUCACUUGGACCAGAUGAUUCCAAACACAACCAAACCACAUUUCUCUGCUACUCAAGAGAUGGAAGCUAAGAAGCAAAGAAGAGUCUGUGCCAGGCAAAUAAUGGUGAUUAAACACCCCCCCCUCCCAACUUGUCUAUUCUUCGGUGUUCAGCAUGGAUUCAUCCACUGUUUUGUCACUUGUUAAAUCCAACCACACUUUGCUUUCAGUGGAGUUUUCAGAGAACAUGAGUACAUUCCUCUACAAACUGUGUAUUAAGUAUUUUAAUAAAGUCAAUGGUUUAAAAUA